Messenger RNA from Gilbertella persicaria, 953 nucleotides. RefSeq lists its product as uncharacterized. Lineage: Eukaryota; Fungi; Mucoromycota; Mucoromycetes; Mucorales; Choanephoraceae. Gene Ontology annotation, biological process: positive regulation of neuron differentiation. The coding region runs from base 433 to 873 and encodes 146 amino acids. The record is from RefSeq and is a predicted model, not a curated record. Gene Ontology annotation, cellular component: nucleus. The transcript is spliced from 4 exons.
AAAACAGUUGAGAGAUAUUCUACAGAAAAAAAAACUAUUCUAACGCAAAAGAACAUGUUGAUCUUACUCAAGCAGUGCUUCUUUUUCUCUUUUGAUUCAAUGAACGCAUACAAACAUCCUUGAGCCUAUAUCAUUCAAGGCAAGUUUUUUUUUAAAUAUUACAAUGAAUGCUUUAAUGAAAGACGUGUUUACUAAAACAUAAACACUGUCGCGAUUUUGUUUUUUUUUGUUCUUUUUGGCAUUUCGCUUGGCUCAUUUCAACGAGAAAUUUUAAAAGAGCGAAAAAAAAACAUUUUUCGUUUUCUUUAGCAUAAAGAUCUUGACAAUGAAUACCGAUGACUCGAUGGAUCCCAACUUGACAAAAGCGCAACUAGAAGCACUAGAACAAAUAAGGUCUAUUUCUGAGCAGCUGAAACCUUGAUCCUAAUAUUCAUGUACUUUAGACAAAAGACACAAGCACUACUUGACUGUAAAGCAACUUUUAUGUCAAAGUCCGAGAUCUUGAGUCAAAAAAAGAGUCUUUUAGAAGAAGUCAAUUCAGAAAAGCAACGCUUACAAAGAGAGAAAAAGCUAUUGAGAGAAAUGUUGCACAACAUCAACCAAGACUUGAAUUCGAUACUUGAAGCUGAACAAGCGUUGACAAAAGAAAGUGAAGAUCUCGAGUCAUCGUUGACUAAAUUGAGAAAUGAAAAAUAUGAGCCUUUGCAUGAUCAAGUCAAUGAAAUGCGCACACGAAACGGUAUGUCAAAACUACCUCAUAUUCAACAAGAAUUAGAAGCAAAGAUGGCAAGAAUAUUAGAAGAAAGAAGAGUUCAAUGGCAAGAAGAAGUAGAAGCUUCACCGAGAAAAAAAGCAAAGUCAAGACGAUCUUAAAUUCCCGCAUAAUAAUAAAAAAGAAAAAAGAAAAAAAGAAACGUUCUAUUUCUUUAUCUUCUCUUCUCUUUUCUCCCUUU